AUGCGAGGCCCCGCUGCAGUGAAAAGUGGCCGAAAGAGCCGAGACUUGGAACGUCCAGUAGGGUCCUCCAGGAGGGUAGCUGGAGGGACAACCAAACAAGUUGGGUCAACAAAAGUGAGAAUUGGCACUUGGAAUGCCGGAUCCCUGAAAGGGAGAAUGACUGAACUUGCUACGAAGGCUAAAGAAUACCAACUAAACAUACUCUGCGUCCAAGAAACUAAAUUUGUAUGCAAAGACGCAAGAGUGAUCCCAUUGAAUAGAGCAGGAGCACGAGAAGAUUCAUACAAGCUCUGGCUCAAUGGGGAAUCAACCUCCCGGAAUGGUGUGGGUAUAUACGUCGACCAGGCCCUCAAAAAAGGAGUGUUCGAUGUACAGAGAGCCGGUGACCGUUUAAUUAUGGUCAAAAUCCUACUAGGCGGAACAAUUUUGAAUGUUAUUACUGCUUAUGCCCCCCAAGAGAGAUCCCCAAAGGAUGAGCAAACAUCCUUUUGGGAAGCCCUCGAAGGCCUCGUGAGGAGCGUACCACUGAAUGAGAAAUUGUUUAUAGGAGGCGAUCUGAAUGGACAUGUGGGUUCAGAUUGUGCACCCAGGGAGGAAAGGGUGCACAGAAGGCUUGGUUACGGCACUAGAAACCACCCAGGCGAAAUCAUCAUGGAUUUUGCUGUAUCGGCGGAUCUUGCAGUUACAAAUGCGUUUUUCACAUAG
Messenger RNA from Papaver somniferum (opium poppy), 705 nucleotides. RefSeq names its product craniofacial development protein 2-like. The record is from RefSeq and is a predicted model, not a curated record. NCBI's taxonomy places the organism in Eukaryota, Viridiplantae, Streptophyta, Magnoliopsida, Ranunculales, Papaveraceae. Gene Ontology annotation, cellular component: nucleus. Bases 1 to 705 code for a protein of 234 amino acids. The transcript has a single exon. Gene Ontology annotation, molecular function: catalytic activity. Gene Ontology annotation, biological process: chromatin remodeling.